Effrenium voratum is the source of this 489-nucleotide messenger RNA. NCBI's taxonomy places the organism in Eukaryota, Dinophyceae, Suessiales, Symbiodiniaceae. The record is from the annotation of a GenBank genome assembly.
AUGGGCGCCGCGGCUUCGCCGCAGCCGGAGGCCACCGCCAAAGCCGCGGUGCAGGUCUCGUUGGAGGACUUGGAGCUGCCGCCUCGGCGCGAGCGCGUGGCCCUGGCGCCCAGCGCCGCGCAGCUCCUCGCCGGCGGCUCGGGCGCCUCGGCCCCUUCCGGCGCGGGCGCGUCGGCGUUCGGGCCCAAGGUGGCGGAGGAGUUGCUGCCCGGGGCGGAGGCUAGGGGCCAGCGCGCCUUCGGGGAGGAUGGGCUCGUGGGCACCGAGAGGCAGCAGCUGCAGCUGUUGGCCUACUACGCCGAGCUCUGCGAGGACUUCCGGCAGUACCAACGCCAGACCCGCGAGGAGCUGCGGUGUGGGAGGAGGGCUCUGGGGCCUUGGACGUGGACGGCGCCCAGCUGGUGCUGCUCAGCGGCCCGCCGGGAACCGGGAAGACCAAGCACGCCGUCAGCUUCGCCCGGGCCCUGGGCCUGCCGCUCCUGGCUGUGA